UUUUAAUGGCAGUCACUGGCGCACAAGAAUCGAGUCGGUAGAGUCUGCAACAAACAAACAUAAAUUAAAACAACUAAUCUUCGUCAACAAAUACUAAUCCAGACCUUCAAGUUUGUGGGAGUUGCAGGAUUAUACAAACUGGCCAUUUCUUCGCUCGCAGGACUGAGUUUAACGGUUGUUUUGUAAGGCUGAAUCGAGGUCGGAGGCCUAACGUUAGCCGGGAGUCAGUGGGGAGAAGCGGCUUCAUCGGAGUUGAUAUUGGGAAUAUGUAACAGACGUCAACAUGACAUCCAGAUUUGGUAAAACAUACAGUCGAAAGGGCGGAGAAGCCAACUCCAAGUUUGAUGAGGUCUUUUCAAAUAAGAAGGCCACUCUGAGCACAAAAUGGGGAGAGACCACUUAUAAGGCCCAGCUGGCCUCCAAAAGGCCCCUAAUCAAACAACCAGAUCUGCCAGAAAUUUCCAAGAGACCCAGGUUAGAAGAGGACGAUGGUUCUGAUGACCCUUUUGGGUUUGACAGUGAUGAUGAGUCAAAAGCAGUCACCUCCGUAGGCACACCUCAGCCAGGCAAUGAAUCUGGACAGGACCAGGUUGCUAUGGUCACAGAAAAGCCUCAGGCGAAGAGUUCAUUCACAAGGAGCUCGCCAUCAACAGACUCAGACAGCUCCAAAGCAGACAAGCCGCUGCAGACAACAGUAAACAUAAGCUCCUGGUCCAAAAGCGCAAAGCCUGCCUCUCCGUUCACCUCCCUGAAGCCUCUGCCCAAGGACCCCUCAGACGGAUGGAACUCGGAGGGCAGCCAGCGAUCGUCGUCCCCGGGGGAGGACUCGCUGCAGGGCCGCGACGACAGCGGGGAGAGCGAGGGCCCCAGCGGGGUGGCCCAGGAGCAGGGGGACGGAGCUGGGGUGCCCCCGCAGCCCACACCCCUAGAUUUCGACCAGCUGCCUCUGCUCAAGUCGACGACCAGCCGGACGUACCACCGGCCCAAGCGGCACAAGGACCCGGGGCAGGGGGCUCCAGCUGCCCCCGUGAAGGACAGCAAGCCCGCUCCUGCCCCUGCCCCGGCCAACCCGAGCAGCAGUGGCGUGUCGGCGCCCCCUAGUGCCCCACCGCAGAAAGCUGCGGGAAGAGGCAGGGUGCGGGACUACACGGUGUUGCACCCGUCUUGCGUGUCUGUGUGCAAUGUCACCAUCCAGGACGCCAUCGAGCGCACAUCCGACGAGCUCACUAACACUGCCGCUCCCACUGACCUCGGAGAGGCCGGUACCUUCAGAAGAAAGACUGAUGCUGCACCUGCGAAGCCCACCAGGUUCAGGCCCACCCAGAGCAAGUCCAAGAAGGAGACCAAGCUGGAGUUCUUCGGCUUCGAGGAGAACGAGGGCCAGGAGGCGGCCGGCGAGGCCACGGCGUCCGGCAGCACCAGCUACAAGAUCAAGUACUUCGGCUUCGACGAGCUGAGCGAGAGCGACAGCGACGACGACGACGACGUCGCUGCGUCCAAGAAGGCCCGCAAGGCGGCCAACGCCGCGGCGGCCGCGGCGGCCAUGUCCUUCAGCGCCGACAGCCCACAGAUGACCGACUCGCAGGACAGCCAGUCCAGCACUAACACAGACUCCCUCGAGUUCGCUGAUGACUCCAUAUUGGCAGGCUCCGAGGGCCACAAGACCCGACAGGGCAAACAGUCGGACAAGUCCAAGGACAUCGGUCGCAAGAUCUUCAAGAAGUCUCCUGCGAAAGCUGUGUACAACGCCAGACACUGGAAUGAGCCUGAGGAACUGCCUCCGCCCGCUCCCACCCGCACCAUCUCUGCCCCAGCUAGCUUAUCAAGUGGCAGCGCCAGCGGUAGCAGCAGCAGUAGUAGCAGCAGCACCAGCGGCACCAGCAGCAGCAGCAGCAGCAAAGAGACCAAUUCUCACAAGGAUGAUGGGGUCUUCAAAGCCCCUCCCCCACCGCCCAAGGUCAUCAAGUCGGUCACCAUCCCCACCCAGCCCUAUCAGGACAUCGUCACGGCGCUCAAAUGCAGGAAGGAGCACAAGGAGCUGUAUACAGUGGUUCACAAUGUGAAGCACUUUAAUGACGUGGUGGAGUUCGGGGAGAAUCAGGAGUUCACCGACGACUUUGAGUACCUGGAGACGGGUCUGAAGAGUGGACAACCCCUCAACACACGAUGCCUUAGUAUCAUCAGCCUGGCCACCAGGUGCGCCAUGCCCGGCUUCCGAAUGCACCUGAGGGCGAGAGGAAAGGUAGCAUCGGUCUUCAAGAUGCUCAAUGACGCGCCACAACAUCCAAACCUAGCGCUGUGCACGGCGUCCCUGAUGUACAUCCUGAGUCGGGACCGCUUGAACAUGGACCUGGACCGGGCGUGUCUGGAGCUGAUGAUCCGGCUGCUGGAGCUGGAGCAGGACAACACGGUGGACGAUCAGCUGACGGCCAAGGAGAUGAGCAAGGUCAAGGAGAAGAUCCGCAAGCUCUGCGAGACCGUCCACAACAAGCAUCUGGACUUGGAGAACAUCACGUCGGGCCAUCUCGCCAUGGAGACGCUGCUGUCACUCACCUCUAAGAGGGCAGGAGAUUGGUUCAAAGAGGAGCUCCGCUUACUGGGGGGGCUGGACCACAUUGUGGAUAAAGUGAAAGAAUGCGUGCUGAGCUUAAAUCAGGAGGAGGACAAGGAGAUGCUGGUGGCCUCCCUAUGGGGUGCAGAGAGGUGUCUUCGUGUGCUGGAGAGUGUGACGGUACACAACCCUGAGAACCAGGCCUACCUGAUCGCCUACAAAGACUCCCAGCUCAUAGUGUCCGCCGCACGGGGCCUGAGGUACUGCGAGGACAUGAUCCAGCGCUACAGCCGGGAGGUCAACAGUUCCAUCGUCGCCUCGGGCUCAGCUCUGCCACACUGUAGCCAUAGCAACGUGGGCAAAGCCGUGGAGGACUGCAUGAGAGCGGUGAUUGGCGUGCUGCUUAACCUCACGCACGACAACGAAUGGGGCAGCACAAAGGCCGGUGAGCAGGAGGAGCUGCUGGUGACGGCGCUGCACUGUGUGCUGCGGGUGCCGCGCUACCUACCUCAGGAGCAGAGAUUUGACAUCCGAGUGCUGGGUCUUGGUCUGCUGAUAAACCUGGUGGAGUACAGCUCCAGGAACCGCCACUGUCUGAUGGAGAUGCACCUGGAGGUGGAGCUGGAGAUGGUGGCCCUCCCAGAGCCAGAGAAGGCAGGAGAGAAGGAGGCAGGAGGCAACACAACCAAGAUGGAGGAGCAGCAACAGCUAGAAAAAAGACCUGCCUCAGGGGCGCUGGCAGCACUGGUUCAUUUAUUCUUGGAACGGGAGAGGGCUGCCAUACUGGCCGAGGCGCAGACUGAUGAGGUCAUCAUCGAGGCGCCGAAGCCUCAGGACCAGAGCGGCGAGUGGAAGGAGACGUCGGGGGAGAUCCAGUGGGUGGCCUCCGAGACCAACGACAACGACGACAACAACAAGGACAAGGAAAAGAAGGAGGAAGAGGAGGAAGAGCUCGACUUCAACAAAGCUCUGCAGCAUGCUGGGAAACACAUGGAGGACAGCAUCGUAGCCUCCUACACCGCCCUCCUGUUGGGCUGUUUAUGUCAGGGCAGUCCGGCAAAUGUGACCACCGUCAGGGAGAACCUGCCUAAGGGGGACUUCUCCAUCAUGACGGAAAUGCUCAAGAAGUUCUUGAAUUUCAUGAACCUCACAUGUGCAGUGGGAACCACUGGGCAGAAGUCCAUCUCUCGGGUGAUCGACUAUCUGGAGCACUGCUAGCACGCCGGUUCAGAGAGUCACUCUCACCCCCCCCACCACCUCUCCUGUCUCUCUCCCUCCCUCCCUCUCUCUCUCUCUCUCUCUCUCUCUCUCACUCACACUGGGCAGUGUUGCCACCGACCGCUCACCACAGGGGUACCAGCGAUGCGGCGCCAGCUCUCCUGGCUCCCCUUGGUUACUGCUGCCGGGGCGAGCACCACCACGGCCAUCGAUGGGGCCUCACAUUGCAUCAGAAACUCAUGACUUGUGGUUCUUUUGUUUUUUUAGUUUGUUUUGUUUUUCACCCUUGUUUUAUUUUUGGCCCUAUCUUUAGUUUAGUAAGCCCCCUUUCCCCACCAUCACCAGUGUUGGUCAGACUUUCCCAACUGUUCUUUUCUCUCUUCCCCCCCCCCCCCCUUCUCUCUCUCUCUCUCUCUCUCUCUCUCUCUCUCUCUCUCUCUCUCUCUCUCUCUCCCUCUCUCUCCCUCUCUUUCUCUUGGUUUCUAUGGCUCCCCCUCUCCCAGCCGUGGGUUUCUAUCUCGUUCGAUCUUCUGCCACUCACCUGACAUCAGUACAGUAUGUCAGCCCACAACUGCUAUCGAUGAGACGCAUACAAAAGAAACAGGAAUUUCUUUUGUCUUUUGUGGGAUAUUUUUAAGAUUUGAAAUAUUAUUUAAUGUUUAUUUUAAUUGUGUGACCGUGUUAUUCCCUAUUUAUGCAUAUAUAUAUAGAUAUAUACAUUUUUUAUUUAGAUUAACCGUAAUAUCACCUCCCACGAACCAUAUAUGAGAUGUUCCCCCUCAUUCCAAAAGGUAUCACUCUUCAUUGCAAAGACUCAGUCAUGAAUUGAAUUCAGGCACAUAGACAUGUGCACGUCUUAAACUGCACAAAAGAACGUUACCUUGUGCGCUUUGGAACCAAAGCCUUGUCCUGUCCUUUCGGCAGAUGCUCCUCUAUUCUCUGUGCGGCUGUGAAAGGCCAUCGCUCUCCACUUAUUAACAACACUGCAGUUUCCUACAGGCUGGCAAGGCCACUCAUCUGCAGACUUGCGUCGCUUUGUUGAUGGGGGGCCAAUGAGCAGCUCCAAGAGAGUGUGUGUGUGUGUGUGUGUGAGAAAUAGAGAGAGAGUGGAGGGAGGUCUGGUUAAGUGGUCUCUUCAUCAGUGUAUGAUGCAAACUCUAAGAGAGCAUGACUGGAGUUCUCUCUCCCUCCCUCCCUCUCUCUCUCUCUCUCCCUCCUACCCAUCAGUGCCCUGCAGACAGGGACAGCCAGCAGACAGUGCUUAGACAUGCUUUUCUGCACCACUGAGCUCUCUAUUUCUUUCUCUCCCUGCCUACCUCCUCUCUCCCUUUCUCCCUCUCUCUCUCUCAUUUUUACUGAGCUCCUGACAGUGCGCCUCAUCCCAUGGCUACCUUUCAUCUGGCCGUUAUCCUUCCUCCCUCUUUCCCUCUGUUUUUAUCUGUCUCCUCUCACUCCCUCCAUCAAACCUUCCACCAGAGGGCCUCUGGCCUUAACUGCUUUUUGUUUCCCUCUGUACUAUGAGAUAUCCUGUCCAACUAGAUGAGGACAAAUGUUCCCUUUUCCUUUGAUAUGUCUGAAAGGUUCUCAGUUAUUUUUUCUCUGAUAGGUUAAAUGAUUUUGAGAUGGAAUGUGAUGAAUGCUUGAUUCGAAGGGAUGAUGGACCGAUUUGCUUAUCUAUUUUAGCCCUUCCCUCGUUUUGACCAGCUCAUGUCAAUCAUUGGGUAUAAUUAAAUAAUUUCCUAUCCAUCUUGCUUAUUGAGAAGGAUUUGUAUUAUUUGCUUUGGUUUUUCCCUUUAAAAAAUAUUUUUUAAAGAGUAUAGUCUUACAUGUAUCAUGAAUCAAGACUUUCUUGGACCAUUUUUUUGUUUUCGUUUUAUUGAUGGUCAUUUUAAUUUAAAUUCAUAUUUAAUUCUAAUUCUAAGCUAUUUGAAUGUUGCAGUUGGAUAUGUUGGCGUGAGACUCCGUUGUAAAUUGUCCAAAUGUUUUCAGGAGUGACCUUAAGUUAAGUCCCCGAUCCCCUUGCUGCCGUUAUCAAACUCAACAGAAAGAUUGAAUUGAUUGAUUGAGGAAAUAUGGAACGGGAAUACUAUUUUUUGGAACAUUUAGGGGUCAGUGUCAGACCUCCUAGAUAGUCCUUCACUGGCUUUCAAGACCAGACUUAAAAUGCUUCCCCGGCACUUGUACAAAGCAGAUGUUUCAGGAAGUUUGUGACUUUAAACACUGGGCAUAGAACUCUUUCCUUAAGCUAGCAGGUGAUAACAGAGCCAUAUUCUGUCACAAUAAUGUUUUAUUAUAUUUGUUACGGGCCCUCUGAUUUUUAUGCAGAUAUGAGCAUUGAGUAAUGUUUUAACCAGAGGUUCAAUUUUUUUCAAGCCUGAAAUGCGAGUGUGUAAAAAAACAAACAAACAAACAAAAAAACAAAACUAUGUAAAUGUACAUACCUCUGUAAAUAGUGGCUGUUGGAUGUUAGAACGCUAGACUACUUUUUCCUCUGAAUCUGAUAUUUUUGUUUUAUACUGUUUUCUCCUCUCAGUUGAGUUAUUUGAAGUAAAAGGGUAAAAAUACAGAAAAAGACAGCUGCAGGACAUAUAUAAAUAACUAUAUAUAAAAAUCCACAGUUUGUACCAGUUUCAUGAUGAAAAGAAAAUAACUGUCUUUGGUUACAUGUAAAUAAUUUUAAUUCGAAUAAAAAUUGCUACUUUCAGUA
This is a messenger RNA of Sardina pilchardus (European sardine), 6476 nucleotides long. It is a transcript of the gene wapla, whose product is annotated as WAPL cohesin release factor a. Bases 284 to 3769 code for a protein of 1161 amino acids. The record is from RefSeq and is a predicted model, not a curated record. The transcript is spliced from 20 exons. Lineage: Eukaryota; Metazoa; Chordata; Actinopteri; Clupeiformes; Clupeidae.